This is a messenger RNA of Paramecium primaurelia, 991 nucleotides long. The record is from the annotation of a GenBank genome assembly. Lineage: Eukaryota; Ciliophora; Oligohymenophorea; Peniculida; Parameciidae.
AUGUAACUAGAGUUUAAGUACAAACAACUGUAUAGAAUUUUUAGUUACAAAUAAUAGAUAAUUGAAAAAUCAAUACUAUCUAAUUUUAUAGAAUCCUUAAUUUUAAAGAUGUCAUUAAUUUUGUAACACUUACUCUGGACCUAUUUAUGAUGAUUAUUUAAGUUACAAAAAUAUUGUUAAAAUUGAAUAUUUGGGAUCAACAUGUAAAUGUCCAUUAGGAUUAUUUUUUAAGGCAGUAACAAAUUCAUGCUUCUUAUGUUAUUCAUCAUGUUAAAAUUUUUUUCAAGUAACUGUUGAUAGCUUUGUAAGUUGUGAAACAUCUUUAAAUAGAAUAUUAAAAGGAUUAUAAUGUGUAUGUGCAGUUAGUUAUUAUGAAUAUAAAUAGUAUGUGUAUAAGUAUUUAAAUUAUUAUUCUUUUACAGAAGAUAUUUUGUUAAGUACAUGUUAUAAAUUAUGUACUAAUAAUGAAUAAUUAUGGCAUAAUUCAUAUUCAAAGCUAGAUGAUUUGAAAUCUAUUCUAUUUUUGAAUGGAGUGAAUUGUGUAUUAAAUACAAUACACAAUUAAUUUUAUAUCUGCAUUUUAAAUGGUAUCUUGAAAUAGUAAAUUGACUACUUUAUAUGAUUCAUUUUUAAACCUUACACAGGAUUCUAAUUACUAAAUGUGCAAAAUGUAAAAAACCUCACUCAUUUAAUCAGUAGAAAUUACUGUGUGUUAUAAAAUCAUAACCUUCAUGUUCAUAAACUUUUAGUUUACUUGGUAACUAUAAUGAUAUAGUAUUAAUUUUUAAACAAAUAUAAAAUUCUGUAAGUGUAUUUGUCUUUUGAAUCUAAAACAUCAAUUAUUGAUCCUAUUUUAUUUACAAUUGGAUGUAAUGGACUUAAUCAUAGUUGUUAUAGUUGUAUUAACUGUUAAGUGAAUUCCAAAAUAUCAAUUGAAAUUUUAACUAUAUCAUUACAAUAAGAAAUCUAAAGAAAAAAAUUGGAAAAAUGA